CAAGUACCGCGUCGUUCACUUCCGGCGGCAAGGUGAACGAAAGGUGACCGCACGAAGGCUGCCGAUUCCAGUCAAAUUUCGGUAUGGGAGGCGGUGGGAAAGUCCAAAUACCUGACUGGAGACAGUAUAAAGUUGAAGGGAUAAAAGAAUUAGAACAACUGCGGAGUUUAUUGGCCGCCAGAGGCUUGAAGGAUCCAUGGAUACGAAAUGAAGUGUGGCGUUAUCACCCUGACAACUUCCAAGGAGUAGGAAGGGCGGCAAUGAAAAGUGUCGGAAAGGGCUUCAAGUGGGCUUUCCCAGCUGUUGUCAUCACAUUAUUAGCUCAGAAGUUUAUUUUCAAAAAGGAUGAGCAUGGUGGACAUUAAGGGAGGCAACUCCAGCCAGACAGUGACAUGAUUUGUAAAUGAAGACUUGUAUCCCAGCCGUGUUGACUGACUGCACACUUAGUUUGCACUGAAUUGUGGCUGUCAGUGAGACAACAAUGAUCCCACUGAAAGAUUGGGUAGUGUGAAUCUGUGCUCUGUUAUAUAAACACAAUAGUUGUACUUGAAGUUUGAAGAGACAAAUAAAAAAUCAUAAGCCA
Molecule: messenger RNA, 583 nt
Organism: Haliotis rufescens (red abalone)
Lineage: Eukaryota; Metazoa; Mollusca; Gastropoda; Lepetellida; Haliotidae
Product: NADH dehydrogenase [ubiquinone] 1 beta subcomplex subunit 3-like
Exons: 2
Coding region: 84-365 (93 amino acids)
Biological process (GO): electron transport chain; mitochondrial respiratory chain complex I assembly
Cellular component (GO): mitochondrion
Source: RefSeq, a predicted model, not a curated record